Hipposideros armiger (great roundleaf bat) is the source of this 1480-nucleotide messenger RNA. RefSeq names its product coiled-coil domain containing 174 (gene CCDC174). Gene Ontology annotation, cellular component: nucleus. The record is from RefSeq and is a predicted model, not a curated record. The transcript is spliced from 11 exons. Lineage: Eukaryota; Metazoa; Chordata; Mammalia; Chiroptera; Hipposideridae. The coding region runs from base 68 to 1471 and encodes 467 amino acids.
GCAGGCAUUUGAGGUUUGUGGGGAAGCUUGAAGUACUCGCUCCGAGCCGGGACACCUUGGCGCGACCAUGGAUCGGAAGAAAAAGCCUUUGGAUGUCACGGCCUCCUCGUUGGUAGACCUUAAGGCUGAACUCUUCCGAAAACAAGAAGAAUUCAAACAAGAAAAACUUCUAAAAGAUUCUGGAGUUUUGGGAAAACCAAAAACAACUAACAAGAAACCAAGUAUCUGGAGCAAAGAGAAUGCAGGAGUUUCAAAUCGAGCUGAGAAGGAUGCUGAACAGAAGAUUGAGGAACAGAAGACUUUAGACAAAGCAAGGGAGAAAUUGGAAGAAAAAGCCAAGUUAUAUGAAAAAAUGACUAAAGGAGACUUUUUAGAUGAAGAAGUGGAGGAUAUGUACCUUGUGGAUUUCACACAGAAGAUCAUAGACAAACACAAAGAAAUGGAGGCGUUUGGUGCCAGUAGAGAUUCUAUAAAGGCAGGAGAAAGAGACGAUGAUGAAGAAAAUCUUUCUGAAAAAGAUAUACCUCCUCCCCAGGACCCCAGUGAAGAAUGGGUGGAUUACGUGGAUUCUUUAGGGCGAUCCCGGCGCUGCAUGAAAAAGGAUUUACCACAUCUGCUGGAGAUGGAUAAAAAUCUUCAGGGGAGACUUUUUGUUAGUCCUGCUAAUGAAAAAACCUUACUGUCUGAAGAUAUGAGAAAAGAACUUCAGCGCCAGCAAUGGGAGGAAGAAGAAAGGGAGGCCCUGAAAAGGCCAAUGGGGCCCUUACAUUAUGAAGACAUUCGUGAAAAUGAGGCCAGGCAACUUGGUGUUGGAUAUUUUGCCUUUGCCCGAGAUAAAGAGUUAAGAAACCAACAAAUGAAGACUUUAGAGAUGCUACGUGAACAGACAACAGAUCAGAGAACAAAACGAGAAAACAUAAAGGAAAAGCGAAAGGCUAUGUUAGAAGCUAGACUUUCCAAACUCCGACAAAAAAAGAUGAAAACAUCAAAAGAAGAUGGAACAGAAGAAGGAAAGAGAGAUGGAGAUGUUAUUGGGCCUUUGCCACCAGAACCAGAGGCUGUGCCAACUCCACACGUUGCUGUCCAGAGCAGCAAAGUCGAGGUCAUCAUUCAGGAGCGGAAGGACACCAGGCCUGGAGUGCCAUAUGUCCGGGAGUGGGACAGAGGAAAAGAAUUUUCCUUUGGGUACUGGUCGAAGAGGCAGUCAGCUCUUCGGGCUGAGAGAGAGCCCGAGUUUGCCCCACCAUCGGAUUACUUUGUGAGUCAAAAGAGAACUGGUUCCUUCCGUAGCCAGACGUGGAGCAGACCUGAACCUGCACAGGAUGACCCAGACCAGUACCCUGGCCAGAGCCCUGACCCCAGCUGUUCACAUACACCAUCCACGCCUGCCCCCAGCAACUCACCACAAGCCCCCACGGUCACUUUCGAAACGCUGGAUGACAUGAUAUCAUAUUAUAAACAAGUGACAUGAACUUAAAAA